UGCGCUCCCGUCCUCCCGCCCCCGUCCCCACCCGUCAGCCAAACCCAUCCCACCACGAGGAGUGAACCAAAAACGCGAGCAACCGAGCAGAGCGAGGAGCUCGCUUGCUUUGCCGUUGCCGACGUCGCCCCCAAUCUCCCGCAUAACGCCGCGGCCGUAGUAGUCCCGAAACCUCCCUCCCCCACAUUGCUUGUCUCCUCCACCUUGAACCCGAGUUUCUCACCCACAUCCACCAGAUCUGCGAGGAGGUAGGAAAGCUCGAUGCCCGAUCUGUGAAGCGGAAGCAGUUAGCUAGUUGUAGUUGAGAGCGGGGGUGGCCACAAUGGGAAGCUCCAGAUUCGUGCUCUUGCUCCUCCUCCUCCUCGCCGUGGCGGCUUGCGUCGCGCGGGGGCAAGGCGGCGGAAACUCGAGCAGCGCGGCGGCGCCGGCGCCGGCUGCGGGGGCGGGGCCGUUCGUGCCGCGGGACGACAUCCUGCUCGACUGCGGCGCGACGGGGAAGGGGAACGACACGGACGGGCGGGUGUGGAGCGGGGACGCCGGGUCCAAGUACGCGCCGGCGAGCCUCGGCUCGGCGUCCGCCGCGGGGCAGGACCCCUCGGUGCCGCAGGUGCCCUACCUCACCGCGAGGGUCUCCGCGGCGCCCUUCACCUACUCCUUCCCGCUCGGCGCCGGCCGCAAGUUCCUCAGGCUCCACUUCUACCCGGCCAACUACUCCAGCCGCGACGCCGCCGACGCGCGCUUCUCCGUCUCCGUCCCCGCCGCCAACGUCACGCUCCUCUCCAACUUCAGCGCCUACCAGACCGCCACCGCCCUCAACUUCGCCUACAUCGUCCGCGAGUUCUCCGUCAACGUCACGACCCCGACGAUGGAGCUCACCUUCACGCCGGAGAAGGGCCACCCCAACGCCUACGCGUUCGUCAACGGCAUCGAGGUUGUCUCCUCCCCCGAUCUCUUCGACAUCUCCACCCCGAAUCUGGUCACCGGGGAUGGCAACAAUCAGCCAUUCCCGAUCGACGCUGGCACUGCUCUGCAGACAAUGUACCGACUUAAUGUCGGCGGCCAGGCGAUCUCCCCCUCCAAGGACACGGGCGGUUACCGUUCGUGGGACGAUGACUCGCCAUACGUUUUUGGUGCGGCGUUCGGGGUGUCCUACCCAAAAGAUGACAAUGUCACCAUUGCCUACCCUAGCAAUGUGCCGGAGUAUGUGGCGCCGGUGGAUGUCUAUGCUACGGCAAGGUCGAUGGGGCCGGACAAGAACGUGAACUUGGCAUACAACCUCACUUGGAUAAUGCAGGUGGAUGCUGGGUUCACAUACCUUGUGAGGCUUCAUUUCUGUGAGAUACAAUAUCCAAUCACUAUGAUCAAUCAGCGGGUGUUCAACAUUUACAUCAACAACCAGACUGCUUUUCAGGGCGCCGAUGUGAUUGCAUGGACUAAUAACAAUGGGAUCGGCAGUCCAGUGUAUCAAGACUUUGUAGUGACAACAGUUGGUUCAGGGGCUAUGGAUUUGUGGGUAGCUCUCUAUCCAGAUGUCCAGGCUAAACCACAGUACUAUGAUGCUAUCCUCAAUGGACUGGAGGUGUUCAAGUUGCCGCUUAGUAAUGGGAGCCUUGCUGGGCUCAACCCUGUUCCAACUGUUGAGCCAUCGUUGGAUGGUGGAGCAGUGAAGAAGUCAAGUGUUGGGCCUAUUGUUGGUGGAGUGAUUGGAGGUCUGGUGGUUCUUGCACUUGGAUAUUGCUGCUUUAUGAUCUGCAAGCGUCGGAGCAGAGUGGGGAAGGACACAGGCAUGAGUGAUGGGCAUUCUGGAUGGUUGCCACUUUCACUCUAUGGCAACUCACACUCAUCUGGCUCAGCCAAAUCACAUACUACUGGGAGCUACGCUUCAUCGCUGCCAUCCAACCUGUGCCGCCAUUUCUCAUUUGCGGAGAUCAAGGCUGCAACAAACAACUUCGAUGAAUCCCUCCUCCUUGGUGUGGGUGGUUUCGGUAAAGUGUAUCGUGGGGAGAUUGAUGGUGGAGUGACCAAGGUGGCUAUCAAGCGUGGGAAUCCACUGUCUGAGCAGGGUGUGCAUGAGUUCCAAACCGAGAUUGAGAUGCUGUCGAAGCUCCGCCACCGUCAUCUUGUGUCACUGAUUGGUUACUGUGAGGAGAAGAAUGAGAUGAUCCUGGUCUAUGACUACAUGGCUCAUGGAACUCUUCGUGAGCACCUGUACAAGACCAAGAAUGCACCACUUACAUGGAGGCAGCGCUUGGAGAUCUGCAUUGGUGCUGCCCGUGGGCUUCACUACCUUCACACUGGUGCGAAGCACACAAUCAUCCACCGUGAUGUGAAGACAACAAAUAUCCUCCUGGAUGAGAAGUGGGUCGCGAAGGUUUCAGAUUUUGGUCUGUCAAAGACUGGGCCAUCGAUGGAUCACACACAUGUGAGCACAGUUGUCAAGGGAAGUUUUGGCUACCUUGACCCUGAAUACUUCCGCAGGCAGCAGCUCACUGAGAAAUCUGAUGUCUACUCCUUUGGUGUUGUGCUAUUUGAGGUCCUCUGUGCUCGCCCUGCCUUGAACCCCACUCUUGCUAAGGAAGAAGUUAGCUUGGCAGAGUGGGCCCUGCACUGCCAGAAGAAGGGUAUUCUUGAUCAGAUUGUUGAUCCCCACCUGAAGGGAAAGAUCGCUCCACAGUGCUUCAAGAAGUUUGCCGAGACUGCUGAGAAAUGUGUUUCAGAUGAAGGCAUCGAUCGUCCUUCAAUGGGAGAUGUGCUGUGGAACUUGGAAUUUGCCCUUCAAAUGCAGGAAAGUGCAGAGGAUAGUGGAAGCAUUGGUUGUGGGAUGUCAGAUGAGGGCACUCCCCUUGUGAUGCCUGGAAAGAAGGAUCCCAAUGAUCCAUCGAUCGAGUCAAGCACCACUACAACCACAACCACGUCCAUAAGCAUGGGCGACCAAAGUGUUGCUAGCAUAGACUCCGACGGGCUUACUCCUAGCGCUGUCUUCUCACAGAUCAUGAACCCCAAGGGACGGUGAGCUAACAGUCUUUGCUUGUCACCUGCAGGCAUUAUUUAUUCUUUAAACGUAUUCUCAUGAGUUUGUGAUGUUGAUUUUCUGUCAAUUUAUGGACCUGGAAGUCAGAGAGUUGUUCCAUAUUAGAUAUUUUUGUUUUGUGCUGUAUAUUGUCCAUGCUGUGGUGACUUGGAUACUUAUUGGCUUUGUAUUGUACUCUACCGCUGGUAUUAACCACCAGUUGAUCUCUAUUACUGUAUACGAAAGCUAUGCGCAAGACCAUCUUCAUUUUCA
This is a messenger RNA of Oryza sativa Japonica Group (Japanese rice), 3283 nucleotides long. Its product is annotated as receptor-like protein kinase FERONIA. Gene Ontology annotation, biological process: protein phosphorylation. The record is from RefSeq and is a predicted model, not a curated record. Gene Ontology annotation, molecular function: transmembrane receptor protein tyrosine kinase activity; ATP binding. Lineage: Eukaryota; Viridiplantae; Streptophyta; Magnoliopsida; Poales; Poaceae.